UUGUCCCACGAUACCAAAAGAACUUCAUUCUGUUGUCCUCAUUCAGUUAAGAAACUAUUAACUAUUUUACUGAAUUUCAGGCCACGUGGUUGAAUUUUCUGGUGUUGGUUUGAUAGACUAUUUAGAGAGAUUCAGAGUGCUAUCUUCAUAUUUCAAGGCUAGAUUAUUAUCACCAUGAGUGAACAAGGGAAUAGUACCAAGAAGAAAACUCUUUAUAAUUGUAACUGUUGUGUUUACAAUUGCUCUUCAAGAAAAGGAAAAAGCAGGGCAAUUCAUUUCCAUAAAUUUCCGAAGGAAGAUGCCUCAACAGUUCACAUCACUAAUAGCUUGGGCAUGUUGGAGAAAGUUGAUAGAAGAAAAGAGUGGAUAAAAAGAUUAUUGAUGGGGAAACCUGUUACCAACAACAUGCGUGUUUGUUCCCUUCAUUUCCAGGAUAGCGAUUAUAUUGCUACAGGUUCGGUACUUCAGCACAUGAAAGCCCCUAAACUGAAAGUAACUGCUGUUCCCUCUCGAAAUUUACCAGAGAGAAAAUUUUCAAAGGCAUUGAAUAGGGCCAGCAUUGAAAGACGCAAACAGAGAUUAGAAAAACGAAGUGCUAUAUCGAAGAAAAAUCCGAAAAACUCGACUUCCACAAUAGAUUUCCCGAAACGAUUACUCACUUUCCUCCAUAUUUGUUGA
Molecule: messenger RNA, 678 nt
Organism: Coccinella septempunctata (seven-spotted ladybird)
Lineage: Eukaryota; Metazoa; Arthropoda; Insecta; Coleoptera; Coccinellidae
Product: THAP domain-containing protein 11-like
Exons: 3
Coding region: 175-678 (167 amino acids)
Molecular function (GO): sequence-specific DNA binding
Source: RefSeq, a predicted model, not a curated record